CGACUAUGAUCAAUGAGUAUAGGACUCUCCACCGGCAUCGAAAUGUCAUAACAAUCAACACACUCUGUAGUGCAGGUAACUCGCCGAUCCGGCACGAAGGGGUUUCCACGACAAAAGCCAUCAGUAAAGACAGCACGGUGUAUGGCGAACUGUGUAAGGCGGAACCGCGUCCCCGACGAGGCAGGCGGUCAGAGGCUUGUAGCCAAGGACACGCACCGCUGGGGUGAUCUUAUGUAAAU
This is a messenger RNA of Fomitopsis serialis, 239 nucleotides long. RefSeq lists its product as uncharacterized. The transcript has 3 exons. Lineage: Eukaryota; Fungi; Basidiomycota; Agaricomycetes; Polyporales; Fomitopsidaceae. Bases 6 to 227 code for a protein of 73 amino acids. The record is from RefSeq and is a predicted model, not a curated record.